This is a messenger RNA of Akanthomyces muscarius, 2799 nucleotides long. RefSeq lists its product as uncharacterized. Gene Ontology annotation, molecular function: phosphatidate phosphatase activity. Lineage: Eukaryota; Fungi; Ascomycota; Sordariomycetes; Hypocreales; Cordycipitaceae. The transcript has 3 exons. Gene Ontology annotation, cellular component: actin cortical patch. Bases 1 to 2799 code for a protein of 932 amino acids. The record is from RefSeq and is a predicted model, not a curated record.
AUGGACGAAUCAUCUACAAGGCUGGAGGAGGGUGGUCGCGAUGUCGACAGGGCGCUGGUAAGGCGCUGGCAAGGCGCUAACGAGAGACUAACAGGGUCUUCGUGGGCCGUCAAGCCGUCUAACUACCGCCUGCUGCGACGAGCUUUCCCCGCCACUCUGCGUCAGAGAUACAACGACCGCCUCGUGCGCUUCCGACUCGAUACCCUGCCGGCCGUCAAGCACGGGCUACAAUCGCGCGUCUACCGAUAUAUACUCAGACGCCAGUCACGACGUAUCGAAAGAGGGCGGAUCGCAGGUCUGCUCGCCCAACGCAACCAGCUGCAGGCGCCCUACCCCAGUUCCGCCGCUGCCCCUCAGCAUUCCAAGCGUACAGCCACGCCCAGCGAUGAGAGUACUCGGGGACGAAAGAUAAUAAGGCAGAACAAGAUGCCCGCUUUUGGAUACCAGACGGGCGCCAUGCCCGGCCUGGGAAGCGACGACCCGCAACCCGGCCAGGGUGAAAGAGGCUAUCGACGGAGGAAGCUGGCAGAAAUGGCUGGAAGUAUAUACCGUACAGGCCAACAGGCCGUUACCGAUAUGCGAGAAUCAUAUGUUCAAACACGAGCCAGAAUGGCUGACACAGAGACGGAUGGUCGCGGCCACAUUCACAUCCCCGGUGCGUUCCCCGACGCCGCCAUCACCGUGCAGGGGGAUGAGCACCUGGUACUGUUCCCUUCCUAUGCGAAACGGCAUUCCAAGCGCGAUUGGUCCAGAUUCCAGGCUCAGAGCCAAGUACAAGAACAAGAGGGCCCUCGCGACGAGGACUAUUGGCGACAAGAGUUUGAAAAACACGAAGAUGAGCGCGCAAUCGCCGAUGUUGAUGUCAGAGGCUGGAUAUACAACCCGCAAAUCGGUCCUAUAAGCAGGCGGAACCGCAUCCUCAUUGGCCUCGCGCGUCAACUCAGUGGCAUCUCUGCCCCUCGCGCUGAAGCUAAUAGCACGGAUAGCACGGAUCCCGGGACUGACACACCGCCAACCCAUCACCAAGUACACGAAGAGCAGAGGGAGCAAGAAAAGAUUGAACAAGAGGCUGCCAAAAUCGAACGAAAAGGCCGCCAGGAGAAGCAAGCUGCCGCGGCUGGUAGCUAUACUGAAGAGCCCUAUGGUCCCAGCGCUGGUGCUUCCGAGUCAUUUUAUUCGCGACGCUCUCGUCGCCGAGGUAGCCAAACGCCCGAGUCCGCACCAGCAAGCCCGCUCUUCGGUCCAAGACAAUCCAAUGUGAACGAGCUCUCGGAGGCUGAGCUCGCCCUAGCCAAUGCCAACCUCAUGGCUCGCAUCGCUCCCUUUAUGACCAAUCCCCUCAUCGCCUUGCCCGUUACAAUUUUCUUUUACAACGAUUCUCAGUCCCAAUCGCGGACUGUUCUCACCGACGAUGCUGGCCACUUUAACAUCCGCGCAGCGCUAGACUUUGUCCCUACCCAUGUCAGAGUCCUCGGAAACGAAGACUUGUCCGCCACUCAAGAAGUCAAAAUCACCGAGCCAAAAGGCGUGAGUCUCAUCAGUGACAUUGACGACACGGUCAAAAAGUCCAACAUCGCUAGCGGUGCGCGCGAGAUCUUUCGCAAUACCUUUAUCCGCGAGCUUCGCGAUUUGACCGUGGAAGGUGUGCAAGAAUGGUACACGGACAUGCACAAGCAGGGCGUCAUGUUUCACUACUGCUCGAAUAGCCCUUGGCAGCUGUUCCCAGUUCUAGCAAGCUUCUUUAAGCUUGGCGGUCUGCCACCAGGCUCUCUUCAUCUCAAGCAGUACUCUGGUAUGUUGCAGGGCAUCUUUGAGCCGGUUGCCGAACGCAAGAAAGCCAUUGCCAAUCCAGGCCGCAUCCUUGCCAUCUUCAUUCGUGAUGUCACCACAACUGAGCGUCCUGGCUACUUUGACUCGGCGUACGACCUCACCAGAAAGAGGUUCGGUAGCCUUGCCGUGGACGAUGGUAGACCAGCGGUCGAUGUCAACUAUAAGCCUCGUCAAAGCUCCGCACCAGUGGUCUCUCCGAUAGAGGAAAAGUCCCCUGCGGGCCCUGCUAUGGGCACGUUGAUUGACUUCUCCGUGGAGCCCGAGCAGGCGAAGCUUGAUGACGCUGCGGCUCUAGCGCAAGUGCGCAAUAAGAAACCAGUAUCGGCAGCGGACUUGCUAGGUCGCAAGGCGCCGCCGCCGCGACCUGCCAAGCCAGCAGCGCUGCGAGGCGCCUCGUCGGCCACCAGCAGUAAAGAUGCUGGCGUCGGCAUCAGGGGUGCCAGCGGCAAUGCCAGCGAUAUCCCCCCUCCCAAACCCCCACGCAUUAAAACCACAGAACCAUCGUUCACCGCCCCCAAUCUCUCCAGACGGUCUUCGUCCAAGGCUACGAGCGAGAUCGGGGACGGAACAGCGCCUGCCUCGCCAGACAUGGCACCACCGCUUCCACGACGUCGCGGCCCUCCGAGUCUACGCAACCUGAGCCCACGUUUAUUCGGUCAUAACCGUGGCGUCUCCUUUAACUCGGACGUCGACUUUGACCCGUUGCCGCCGGCCGCUAACCCGCCGCCGGCGGGACUCUCAUACUAUCGGUCGGGCUCACGCUCCGGCGUCGCGACACCGUCUGGCUCACCGACCAUUGGCGCGCAGGGCGUCAACAAGAAAGUGGACUUGUGGCGACGGCGCGUGGCGCGAGCGCACGAGCAGCUCGAGCAGCUCGGGGUGACGCUGUAUACAUGGCGAAAGGGCCAGGACGUGUCGGCCGAGGCCGCGGCGAUUAUAAAACGUGCAUUUGACGAUAUGCAUAAAUAG